CGUCAUCGUCAUAUGUUUUCUUGCGCAUUGAGACUGUUUUGAUGUUUUGUGGACAUUGUAUCGCAGUUACGGUUGAAUUGUUUUGUUACAAAAAAUGCGAUAAGAAAAUUUGGGCCGAAUCAGUACUGUUAGUUUGCUUGUACAAAAUCAAUUGAACAUAUCAGAUAUCGGAAACGUAAACAUGGAAUCUACGAAAAAAUCGUCUGUUUCCAGUGUUGGAAUAUUGACCAUUAGUGAUAGCUGUUCGCAAGGAUCGGCUGUGGACGCUAGCGGUCCACACUUGAUUGACUUGGUGAAGGUUCAAUUCAAUCCGACGACUGUGAAAUAUGACGUCAUUCCGGAUGAUAUGGAGAAAAUUGAGGGUACUUUACUCUUCUACACCGAUGUGCUAAAUCUGAACUUAAUUCUUACAACUGGAGGAACCGGGUUUAGUCACCGCGAUGUGACACCAGAAGCAACGAAAAAAGUGCUCGAAAGAGAUGCACCUCAGCUACAGUUAGCAAUGUCACUGGCAAGCUUGGAAAAAACGAAAUUUGCUGUUCUAUCCCGUGCUGUCAGUGGCAUUCGCAAACAGAGUCUAAUCAUCAAUUUCCCGGGUAGCAAGAAGGCAGUGUCGGAAUGCUUUGCGGCCGUCUGUGAUGUAUUACCGCAUGCAAUUGAAUUGCUACGAAACGAUUUGGAUCAAGUGCAAUCAACACACAGAUGUGUGCAAGACGUUCAACAACACGCCCGAAAUGAGGUGAAAAACGAACAACCAAAAUCGUCGGUCAAACAUAUUUGUCCACACAAGACCGGUACCGGUGACGGUAACGAUCGCAACUCACCAUAUCCGAUGGUCAGUGUCGACGAUGCUCGUCGGAUUAUAAAAUCGAAAUUGCAACAGUUCAACAGAAUCGAAAGCAAGAAAUUUGAGUCUUUCGAAAGUCCGUUUGAUCUGCCACCGUUCCGAGCAUCCAUUAAAGACGGAUACGCUGUUAAGGCAACAGGUGGGAAAGGAAGGAAAAUCGUUAUUGGUUAUGUUGCUGCUGGAGACGAGGUCAAAAGUGAGAAUUUCCCGGACGAAUGUUGCUAUAAAAUCAAUACUGGAGCUCCAGUUCCCGACUUUGCAGACUGUGUGAUCCAGGUGGAAGACACGAAAAUUGUAGAAGUGGAAUCUGAUGUUGAAAAAGUCAUUGAAAUUUUAGUGGAACCAACUGUCGAUUUGGACAUAAGACCAAUAGGCAACGAUUUGCAAAAAGGUCAACGGUUAUUCACGCAUGGCUCUCCCGAUAGUGUUGCUUAUCCGGCAAUGUUCGCAAGUGUCGGUGUUGUUCAUGAAUUCUACCAACCAAAAAUUGGCAUAAUAUCGACCGGUGAUGAAUUGAUCGUACCAGGGGAGACAUUGCGACCGGGAAAAAUCUAUGAUUCGAAUAGUGUAAUGCUGAAGGAACUUUUACGUCGAUUCGGUUUCACCGAUGUUCGAACAACAAUUGCAAAGGACAGCUACGAAUCAUUGUACGAAUGCAUGAACGAGAUGACAAACAACUGUGAUGUAAUUAUAUGCACCGGAGGUGUAUCAAUGGGUGACAAAGAUUUCGUAAAAAAAGCUUUGUUGGAUCUGAAAAUGGACCUGGCCAUCGGACGAGUGAAUAUGAAGCCAGGCAAACCAAUGACGUAUGCAUCCAACACUAGCGGAAAACAUGUCUUCGGUCUACCAGGCAAUCCUCUGUCUGCUUUCGUUACAUUCCAUUUGUUCGUUCUUCCGGCACUGAGAUAUCUCCAAGGACAGGGCGAUAGUAAAUUGAACCUGUCAGUGAUCGCUGUCGAGCUACUCAACGAUACUAUCGAAUUGGAUCCUCGUCCGGAAUAUGCUAGGGCUUCUGUAACGUCUAUAAAUGGGAAAUUGUAUGCAGAAAUAACGGGAGAUCAAAUUAGCAGUCGUUUGCAAAGUAUAUGCGGAGCGGAUGUUUUAUUGCAUCUGCCAGCCCAUUCGGCAAAACAAAGUCAUCUGUCGAAAGGAGCAAUUUUGAAGGCUUCUGUGUUGAAACAUGAUUUUAUUUCAAGUUACAAGGACCAUUGAGUUAUCAAGUUGUUACAGUAAAUGGUUGAUUGGAAAUUAUAGUUUGGUUUUUAAUUGAAUCUUUA
Molecule: messenger RNA, 2124 nt
Organism: Bradysia coprophila
Lineage: Eukaryota; Metazoa; Arthropoda; Insecta; Diptera; Sciaridae
Gene: cin
Product: Molybdenum cofactor synthesis protein cinnamon
Biological process (GO): glycine receptor clustering; postsynaptic neurotransmitter receptor diffusion trapping; Mo-molybdopterin cofactor biosynthetic process
Cellular component (GO): postsynaptic membrane; postsynaptic specialization; cytosol
Molecular function (GO): molybdopterin molybdotransferase activity
Source: RefSeq, a predicted model, not a curated record